This is a messenger RNA of Effrenium voratum, 1231 nucleotides long. The record is from the annotation of a GenBank genome assembly. NCBI's taxonomy places the organism in Eukaryota, Dinophyceae, Suessiales, Symbiodiniaceae.
CCCUCCUUGCCCUGAGGGUCUGCCACCAUGCAGACAUCAAAGGUGCCCAUGGCGUGCUCACCAGGGCCCUGGUAAAGCGAGCUCACAGUGACACCGACCCGUCGACCCAUUGAGACCCCAAGCGCGUGCUUCGGAUGGACGCUUCGUCGAGGGCCCGCAAGGUACCUGUCACGCUGCUCACGGGCUUUUUGGGCGCCGGCAAAACCGCCCGGCUCAAUGCGACGCUGAAAGAAGGCAAGAGCCGUAUCGCCGUUAUCGAGAAUGAGAUCGGCGCUCUCGGAGUGGACGGUGCCUUGGUGGCGAAUUCUCACGCCGAGGCAGAUGGCGUGAUCGAACUUGCCAAUGGCUGCCUGUGCUGCUCUGCAGAGGUCGACCUCAUCGCGGCCUUUGAGGCUUUGGUGCGACGUCACCACCUUCGGCCUUUAGAUCGCAUUGUGGUGGAAACCACCGGCUUGGCCGACCUCGGGCCUGUCAUCUCCAUUUUAGAGGAUUCCACAGAUCCACUUUCAGAGGACUUGUACCUCGAUGGUGUCGUGACGGUGGUGGACGUGUGCAGCUUCCAGCGCUGGGCUUCAGGAGGAGAGGCUCCCGUGCCGGCAUGGGCCAGUGGCUUUGGCACCGCCCAAGCUGAAGCCCAGGGGGCAGCACCUGGGCGCUUAGCCGCCUUGCGUAGCUUCUGGCGCCAGGUCGCCUUCGCAGAUCAGAUCCUUCUCAGCAAGGAAGAUCUUGCUCCGGAGGCAGACGUGGUUGCACAGCUCAGAGCGGCCAACCCACUCGCAGAGAUCCUAUCUGCGGCUGCUGCGGCCCCGUUGCCCCCGCCCCGGAAUGCUCGCCGCCUGCCAGAAGGUCUCGAGCUGCGACCUCCCGGGGCCCACCUGGACGGCGUUACGUGCAUCACCUUGCAGAUGCCAAUUGGGUCCUUGGCGCUCGAGGAGCGACUGGCCCGCCUUUGCAGGCAGUUGCUCACUGAGGUGUCGGAUUUGAGCGGAGAGGUCUGGCGCAUCAAGGGCAUAGUUUCCAUUCAAGGCCGCGGCCUGUGCCUCCUUCAGGGAGCCGGGGAUCAGGUCUCCAUUGAGCCCUGGUCGGACUCCGUGAAGGCGCCAUUCCUGGUCUUCAUCGGUACGGAGCUGAAGCGCGAAGCUCUGGAGGCGUUACUAGCAACCGCGUGCUCGCACGCGAUGCCUGUGGAAGCCUAGGCGAAAGAGAACGUCGCACUCGCCCAGCUUUGGGA